UAGGAUUAAACUGACUCUUAAUGACAUUGUUACGCUCACAGAUUAAUGCAUCUCCUCACUUUCAGCAGAGAAGAUUCCUCAUACAGCAGAUGGUGACUAACACAGAGAUUCACAAGUGGUUAAUGUGCAGACAAUUAGAGACUGCAGAGCACUUAGCCUUGAAUAGGACACCUCUGUCAGCACAUCAAGCCUCUGUCUCUCAAGGCUCAGAUACCAUCAUGGAAGAGGAGGGCAGAGAGAGCGUAAGAGCCAAAGGAAACAGAGUUGUGACAGCAGUGGUGACAGCAUGCACAAGACACAGCUUCACCCUGCCUGGCACUGGCCACAGCUCAGCUCCUUCAGUAUGGUGGGACACAAUGGCAACGAAUCUACUGCCACAUAUUUCAUCCUAAUAGGCCUUCCAGGACUAGAAGAGUCUCAGUUCUGGCUGGCUUUCCCAUUGUGCUCCCUCUAUCUCAUUGCUGUGCUAGGAAACUUGACAAUCAUCUAUGUUGUGAGGACAGAGCACAGCCUACAUGAGCCCAUGUAUAUCUUUCUUUGCAUGCUUUCUGGCCUUGACAUCCUCAUCUCCACCUCUUCUAUGCCUAAAAUGAUGGCCAUCUUCUGGUUUAAUUCCACUACCAUCCAGUUUGAUGCCUGUCUGGUACAGAUGUUUGCCAUCCACUCCUUAUCUGGUAUGGAGUCUACAGUGCUGUUGGCCAUGGCCUUUGAUCGCUAUGUGGCCAUCUGCCACCCUCUACGCCAUGCCACUAUGCUCACGUUGCCUCGUGUUACUAAGAUUGGCAUGGCUGCUGUGGUUCGAGGUGCUGCACUAAUGGCACCCCUGCCUGUCUUCAUCAAAAGAUUGCCCUUCUGCCAUUCCAAUAUACUUUCUCAUUCUUAUUGCCUGCACCAAGAUGUCAUGAAGCUGGCCUGUGCUGACAUCCAUGUCAACGUCAUCUAUGGCCUCAUUGUCAUCAUCUCUGCCAUCGGCCUGGACUCUCUUCUCAUUUCCUUCUCAUAUCUGCUCAUCCUUAAGACUGUUCUGGGUUUAACACGUGAAGCCCAGGCGAAAGCUUUUGGCACUUGUGUCUCUCAUGUAUGUGCUGUUUUCAUAUUCUAUGUGCCUUUCAUUGGACUGUCGAUGGUGCACCGUUUUAGCAAGCAGCGUGACUCUCUUUUGCCCAUCAUUAUGGCCAACAUCUACCUGCUGGUUCCUCCUGUGCUGAACCCCAUCGUCUACGGAGUCAAGACAAAGGAGAUCCGGCAGCGAAUCCUGCGUCUUUUCCAUGUGACCACACCCACUUCAGAUUGCUAAGAAUCAGCGAUCAAACGCCUUUUCCAUUCAAAGUUCUCCAAUUCAUACUUUAAUAUCAACACUUGGAAGACAGUAUUAAGAAAAAAAAU
Nannospalax galili (Upper Galilee mountains blind mole rat) is the source of this 1386-nucleotide messenger RNA. Its product is annotated as olfactory receptor 51E1. NCBI's taxonomy places the organism in Eukaryota, Metazoa, Chordata, Mammalia, Rodentia, Spalacidae. The transcript has 2 exons. Gene Ontology annotation, cellular component: membrane. The record is from RefSeq and is a predicted model, not a curated record. Gene Ontology annotation, biological process: G protein-coupled receptor signaling pathway. Gene Ontology annotation, molecular function: olfactory receptor activity; G protein-coupled receptor activity. The coding region runs from base 287 to 1297 and encodes 336 amino acids.